AUGCGCCAAGUGAAUCCUGAGAUCUUCCACGCCAAGGUCUACGACAUCACUCGCCUCAUUCCUUACGGUCGAGUGACAUCCUAUGGCCACAUUGCGCGCCUCGCUGGCCACCCUUCCCACUCUCGCUUGGUGGGUUCGGCGCUGAAAUUCCUCCAGGAUCCCACCGUACCAUGGCAUCGAGUCAUCUCUUCUUCCGGAGCCAUCGCUGAUCGUGGCGACGGCGGCCAUGCUGCAGCUAGGCAGGCUCAAUGCCUGCAAAACGAAGGCGUCACCGUAAUCAACGGCAGAGGCGAAGGCGUCACGAUUGAUUUUGGACACGCCAAUCCAAAUGCAAAGUUUAGAGUCAGCAUGGCUGCAUUUGGUUGGUUUCCGGACGAGGUACAGUUGGAAGGGUACGACGACGACGACGACGACGACGACGACGACGCGGCGAGGACGCAAGAGAUUCGUGAGAGAAGCGAUGUAGACCAAGACGAAUCGGAUCUGAGCGAGUUGACAGAGGACGAGGGAUAA
This is a messenger RNA of Mycosarcoma maydis (corn smut), 513 nucleotides long. RefSeq lists its product as uncharacterized. The transcript has 2 exons. Gene Ontology annotation, molecular function: catalytic activity. The record is from RefSeq and is a predicted model, not a curated record. The coding region runs from base 1 to 513 and encodes 170 amino acids. Lineage: Eukaryota; Fungi; Basidiomycota; Ustilaginomycetes; Ustilaginales. Gene Ontology annotation, biological process: DNA repair.